Molecule: messenger RNA, 1601 nt
Organism: Coregonus clupeaformis (lake whitefish)
Lineage: Eukaryota; Metazoa; Chordata; Actinopteri; Salmoniformes; Salmonidae
Product: flotillin-2
Exons: 12
Coding region: 180-1466 (428 amino acids)
Biological process (GO): protein localization to plasma membrane; regulation of myoblast differentiation
Cellular component (GO): plasma membrane
Source: RefSeq, a predicted model, not a curated record
UCGACUAGCUACGUUCGGUUCAUAUCCUUUGCAGAUGCCACAUUACUGACAAAAGUUUGUAUGCAUAAAAAAGAUAUGUAACCGAGUAAAGGGUGAGAGCGAUUUAACCACAUAACCAAAGAAUAUUACAAUACAUAAGGGUUUCACGCAUAUUUGUGAGGAUAUAUCACCGGAAGAAGAUGGGUAGCUGCCUUACAGUUGGACCAAAUGAAGCCGUGGUUGUCUCUGGUGCCUGUUGUGGCUCAGAUGAGAAGACCUACAUGGUGGGGGGCUGGGCCUGGGCCUGGUGGCUCAUCACUGACGUUCAAAGGAUUACACUGGAGAUUAUGACACUCCAACCCAAGUGUGAGGAUGUUGAGACUGCAGAGGGGGUCGCCAUCACUGUCACUGGGGUGGCACAGAUCAAAGUGAUGACAGAUCAUGAUCUUUUGGCAAUUGCUUGCGAGCAGUUUUUGGGCAAAUCAGUCCCCGAAAUCAAAGGAGUGGUUUUGCAAACCUUGGAAGGACAUUUACGCUCAAUUCUAGGCACACUGACAGUGGAGCAAAUCUACCAGGACAGGGACAAGUUUGCCCAGCUGGUGAGGGAGGUGGCAGCUCCCGAUGUGGGCAGGAUGGGCAUCGAGAUCCUCAGCUUCACUAUCAAGGAUGUCUAUGAUAAACUGGACUACCUGAGCUCCCUGGGGAAGACUCAGACAGCAGCAGUCCAGAGGGAUGCAGACAUCGGUGUGGCAGAGGCAGAAAGGGAUGCUGGGAUAAGAGAAGCGGAGUGCAAGAAGGAGAUGAUGGAUGUCAAGUUCCUGGCGGACACCAAGAUGGCCGACUCCAAACGAGAACUUGAACUGCAGAAGGCUGCUUUCAACCAAGAAGUCAACACCAAGAAAGCGGAAGCCCAACUGGCCUAUGAGCUGCAGGCAGCUAAAGAACAGCAGAAGAUCAGGCUGGAGGAGAUAGAGAUUGAGGUGGUUCAAAGGAAGAAACAGAUCACCAUUGAGGAGAAGGAGAUUGUCCGCACAGAGAAGGAGCUCAUCGCCAUGGUGAAGAGGCCUGCCGAGGCAGAGGCAUACAAGAUGCAGCAGCUGGCUGAGGGACAGAAGAUGAAGAAGGUUCUGACGGCCCAGGCGGAGGCAGAGAAGAUCCGGAGGAUAGGCGAGGCAGAGGCCGGCUCGAUAGAGGCUAUAGGGAAGGCUGAGGCUGAGAAGAUGAGGCUGAAGGCUGAGGCCUACCAGCAGUAUGGAGAGGCAGCCAAGACUGCUCUGGUCCUGGAGGCCCUGCCAAAGAUUGCAGCCAAGGUGGCGGCGCCGCUGGCCAGGACCAAUGAGAUAGUCAUACUGAGCGGGGAGGGUAACCGUGUGACUGGGGAAGUGAAUCGCCUCCUGGCUGAACUUCCUGUGUCCGUCAACGCCCUCACUGGAAUUGACCUAUCAAAGAUCCCACUACUGCAGAAGAUGACCUAUGCUCAGGCCUGAAAACAAUCUCUCCCUUCUACUUCCGAUAUCUGUUUUAUGCACUCUCAUAGACUGCCUUCAAUACACUUGAAAUUAUUAUUAUAUUUACACUACCAGUCAAAAGUUUGGACACACCUACUCAUUCAAGGGUUUUUC